AGCAAUUGAACACCAAAAGUAUUUAGUAUACUGUAACCUCUAACAUAAAUUCUACUUUUAAUUUAUUAGCAACGACCGCUGUGUACAUCUUUUUUUGAAAAAAGUCUACGUCGAUAACCAGAAUGAAUGAGACGGACAUCACUUUCAAGCACAUGACAGCGUCAGUCUCCACUGACCCAUUGUUGACUGUGCAAAACACUCCUGAAAUUGCAGUGUGCUUCGGGGGAUUUGCACCCGAGUCAAAUGUGGUAACAAUUGCAAUAUAUGCAAUAGGUGUGUUUGCCAGUGUCGUGAUCCUCCUGCUGCUGGUUUUUGCUCUUAAACGUCUCACUGCAAGACAAGCCAGGCCCAGAGCUCUACUGGGAUCUAGCCCUUGCAGUCUGUCAAUGGGAGGCAACCCUGUAGAGGGAAGUGGCAACCACAAGGGAGACAACAUCUACAUUUGGGAGGAGUUUCGUAAGGGAUGCAAACCAGCUAAUGAAAGUGGCAAUAUAAGAGGCAACCACUACAUUCAGGAUAAGGAGUGUAGAAAGGGAGGCAAUCAUGGAGAGGGUGGUGACCUUCAUAAGGGAGACAACCUCUACACCCAGGAGGAUUAUGACCAUGACCAGUCCAGGAAAUGCUUGCUGGAUCUUGGACCAUAGUUUGGAAACUAUUAGAAGCCUCCAAGCUCCUACAUAUAGGCAGAUUGGUUGAUUUCAUUUUGACUUGGGAUGGAUGGGUUCAAUUUUUUGUUUAACCAAUUUGAAUUGAAGAUGAUAUUGCAAAUAUAUUGAUCAAAAUUAUCAGUAUCAUCAAGAUAAAGUAAAUGUUACUCGCAAGUUUUACAUUUUUGAAGUUGUUUUUUUGUUGAAAUCUGAAGUAUUGGUAAACAUUAUUGUAAUAUCAAUAUAAAGUAAAUGUUAUCUGGGUUUUUAAUCAUGAUGUAUUUUUCAAGUUUAUGAUUUACUUCAUCCAAUGUGCUCAUGGUGAGCUUUUGUGAUCCCCUUUUAUCCAGCGUGUGUCGUUCAGCGUCAAUAUUUGCCUUGUUAACUCUCUAGAGGCCACAUUUAUUGUCAAAUCUUCAUGGAAUUUGGUCAGAAGAUUGGUCUUAAUUAUAUCUUGGAUGAGUUCGAAAAUGGUUCCGGUUGGUUGAAAAACAUGGCUGCACAAGGGCUGGGAAUUUUUCCUUAUAUGGCUAUAUAUGGCAAUAGUUAAACCUUGUUAACACUCUAGAGGCCACAUUUAUUGAGCCAUCUUCAUGAAACUUGAUCAGAAGAUUCAUCCCAAUAAUAUCUUUGACGAGUUCGAAAAUGAUGUUAGUUGGUUGAAAAACAUGGACGCCAGGGGGCGGGGCAUUUUUCCUUAUAUCGCUAUAGUAAAACCUUGUUAACACUCAAGGGGCCACAUUUAUUUUCCAAUCAUCAUGAAACUUGGUCUGAAGAAUUGUCCCAAUGAUAUCUUGGACUAGAUUUGAAAUGGUUUAGGUUGCUUUAAAAACAUGGCCACCAGGGGUUGGGGCUUAUUUCCUUAUAUGGUUAUAUAUGUAUAUUCCAGGCUUUUGUAAAAGCUUAUUAACACUCUAGAUGCCACAUUUAUUGUCCGAUCUUCAUGAAACUUGGUCAAAAGAUUUGUCCCAAUGAUAUCUUAAAUGAGUUUGAAAAUGGUUCCAGUUGGUUGAACAACAUGGCUUCCAAGGGGGCGGGGCAUUUUUCCUUAUAUAGCUAUAGCAAAUCUUGUUAAUACUCUAGAGGCCACAAUUAUUGUCCGAUCAUCAUGAAACUUGGUCAGAAGAUUUGUCCCAAUGAUAUCUUAGACAUGUUCCAAAAUGGUUCAGGUUGCUUGAAAAACAUGGCCACCAGGGGGCUGAGCAUUUUUCCUUUUAUGGAUAUAUAUGGCUUUUGUAAAACCUUGUUAACACUCUAUAGACCACAUUUAUUGUUUGAUCUUCAUGAAACUUUGUCAGAAGAUUCAUCUUAAUUAUAUCUUGGAUGAGUUUGAAAAUGGUUUGGGUUGGUUGAAAAACAUAGCCACCAAGGGGCGGGGCAUUUUUCCUUAUAUGGCUAUUGUAAAACCGUGUUUACACUCUAGAGGCCACAUUUGUUGUCCGAUCAUCAUAAAACUUGGCGAGAAGAUUUGUCCUAAUGAUAUUUUAGAUGCGUUUACAAAUAGUUCUGGUUGAAAAAUAUGGGCACCAGAGGGCGUUGCAUUUUUCCUUAUAUGGCUAUAUGGUUAAAGUAAAACCUUGUUAACAUUCUUCAGGCCACAUUUAUUGUCUGAUCUUCAUAAAACUUGGUCACAAGAAUUGUCCCAAUGAUAUCUUGGACGAGUUUAAAAAAAAUUCCAGUUGGUUGAAAAACAUAGCCACCAGGGGGUGGGGCAUUUUUCCUUAAAUGGCUAUUGUAAAAACUUGUUAAUACUCUUUAUGUCACAUUUAUUGUCCAAUCUUCAUGAAACUUGGUCAGAAGAUUUGUUUUAGGUAAUGAUAUUUUGGAUGUGUACGAAAAUGUAUCCGGUCUUUUGAAAAACAUGGCCACCAGGGUGUUCACUAUUCAUGGAAGUUGGUUAGAACAUUUGUUCUAAUGACAUUUUGGGCUGCACAGAAAAGCUCAGUUCCUUUGAAUCUCAGGUGAGAGACUUUGGGCCUUUCAGGCCCUCUUGUUAAUUCAUAAGACUAGUUUUAAUGUUGAUUAUUCAUUACUUGUAUAUAAUUUUGAUAUAGUCAAAAUAGCUGCUUCUUUUACAUUUUUAGCUCACCUGUCACGAAGUGACAUGGUGAGCUUAUGUGACCAUGUGAUGUCCGGCGUCCGUUAUAUGUGCGUGCGUGUGUGCGUGCGUCCGUCAGUCAACAAUUUGUUUGUGUUGACAGUAGAGGUCACAGUUUUCAUCCAGUCUUUAUGAAAUUUAAUCAGAAUGUUUAUCUUGAUGAAAUCUUGGAUGGGAUUGUAUUUGGGUCAUCUAGGGUCAAAAACUAGGUCACUAGGUGAAAAAUUAGGUCACAUUAUAGGUCACAUAAUAGAAAAACCUUGUGUAGACAAUAGAGGUCGCAGUUUCAUGUUUAUGAAAUUUGGUCAGAAUGUUCAUCUUGAUGAAAUCUGGGUUGGGAUUGUAUUUGGGUCAUCUGGGGUCAAAAACUAGGUCACUAGGUCAAAAACUAGGUCAAAUAAUAGGAAAACCUUGUGAAGGCAAUAGAGGGCGCAGUUUUCAUCCAAUCUUUAUGAAAUUUAGUCAGAAUGUUUAUCUUGAUGAAAUCUGGCUUGGGAAUGUAUUUGGGUCAUCUGGGGUCAAAAAGUAGGUCACUAGGUCAAAACUAAGUCAAAUACUAGAAAAACCUUGUGUAGACAAUAGAGGUCGCAGUUUUCAUCCAAUCUUUAUGAAAUUUGGUCAGAAUGUUUAUCUUGAUGAAAUCUGGGUUGGGAUUGUAUUUGGGUCAUAUGAGGUCAAAAACAAGGUCACUAAGUCAAAUAAUAGAAAAACCGUCAACAAUUUGUUUGUGUAGACGGUAGAGGUCACAGUUUUCAUCCAAUCUUUAUGAAAUUCGGUCAGAAUGUUAAUUUUGAUGAAAUCUGGGUUGGGAUUGUAUUUGGGUCAUCUGGGGUCAAAAACUAGGUCACUAUGCCAAAUACUAGGUCACUAGGUGAAAUAAUAGAAAAACCUUGUAUAGACAAUAGAGGUCGCAGUUUAUUAAUGAAAUUUAGUCAGAAUGUUUAUCUUGAUGAAAUCUGGGUUGGGAUUGUAUUUGGGUCAUCUAGGGUCAAAAACUAGAUCACUAGGUCAAAUAAUAGAAAAACCUUGUGUAGACAAUAGAGGUCACAGUUUUCAUCCAAACUUCAUGAAAUUUGGUCAGAAUGUUUGUCUUGAUGAAAUCUGGGUUGAGUAUGUAUUUGGGUCACCUAGGGUUAAAAACUAGGUCAAUAGGUCAAAUAUUAGAAAAAUCUUGUGUAGACAAUAGAGGUCACAGUUUUCAUCCAAUCUUUAUGAAAUUUGAUCAAAAUGUUUAUCUUGGUGAAAACUGGGUUGGGAUUGUAUUUGGUUAGUCAGGUGAGCAAUUCAGGGCCAUCAUGGCCCUCUUGUUCUGUAUUAGCCUCAGGCUGUGUUUAAAAUAUUUAAGAGAAUCUCUGGAUUGUUUACUGUGAUUUUUUAAAUGAGAUUAUAUACUUUUUUAAUUUUUUCAAAGCAAUGUUUAUAUUUGUUUCUUCAGCCAAGGAAUUUCAAUGACAUUUUAAACAGUUAUUGGAGAUUGAAAUUAUUACUCUAUCAUUAUUUUAUGUAGCAAUAAGAGAAGAUAUUAUUUUUUGUGUAAAAAACCCCAUAUCUCACCUCCUACAAAAAUGACUUAAUCCGAUUGGCUUAUAGCAGUUACAUGCCCAUGGUGUAUUUUCCAUACACCCCAAGAUAUUUCCAUACUUCCAUCAAUGUCAAAAAAGGCAUCUGUUGGAUGAACCCCAAAAUAAGUUUUGUUAUUAUAUGAUUUUUUUCAUAUGUACGGGGAACCAACUAUAUAAAUAAUUGUAAUUAAACACAAUUGGCAUAAUUAAAAUAGCAAUUGCAUUUGAAACUCUGCUGUAGAUUAGAUUGAUGACACUAUUUCAGCUUUAUCAGGAGUCAUAAAAAAUGAAUUUAGUAUCAAAGAUACGCCUCAAUGACAACUUUUCCAUUUUCUGUUCUGCCAUCCCAUUCACGAAAUUAAUUUUAAACCACAUUAGAUUCUAUUUGUUUUUAUAACAUUUGUAUAGAAAACUUACCAUUCUGACCCUAAACACAAUUUACAUAAUAGUAAUCCUGUUGGAGCGAGUUAUUUUAUUCCCAUCAAAGUUUACAAUUAUGCACGACAAACACGCAAUCCAAAACAAGUUUUGGAUUCGUUCAAUGUUUUUUUCAAUAAAUAUUUUACUUUUAAAUAAACAACCACAUCUGAAUUGUUUUCCCUAACAUCCAGAGAAUUGAACUUAAGCUGUUGUGUUUCGUCAAAUAAAUUAGGUAACACAAGAUGGGUCAUGAAUUGCGUAGUCAAUUGAGGUAAAAUAAAAGUACAGAGAGCUUGUUCAGUAAUAAAUUUUAGUAGGAACAAAAUUGGAUGAUAUGUUAAACACAGAAAGGAAAAUAUAGUCGGUUAGAUAUAAUUGUUACACAGUUAGCAAAUUAUGGUGUAUGGGAUAUAAACCCUCAGUAAUUUCAUGCCAUACUCUAGCUUUGCUCUCUUAUGGUAUGAAAUUACUGUGGGUGUAUACCCACCCACCAUCAGUUACUAACUCUGUAACUAAUAAUGCAAUACAUUUACUUUUUUAAAUAAUUUUCUUAUGUAUGAUUGCUAAAUAUAAGCCACACAUGUGUAAAUAAUAUAUGAAUAAAUGGUCAAACAAUAAAUACAAAUGAACAUUUUGUAUCUUGUUAAAUCUAUGUAGCCAGACCACAUUUUACUGUGAACUUUUGACUUUUGCUAUUAGGAACACUUAUUUUUUAUGGGUUUACUUUAUCUUACAAAAUAUCUGUUGAUUUUGAGUAUUUAUGUUGCUUUAAGAAAUGUUUUUAGAUAUGUUCUACUUUGCCUUUAUCUUGCAAAGUACACAAUUUUGUAAAAAUAGUUUGUUAUAGUGUCACAUGUUAAGGUUUUAUUUUCGUGUUUUGUGAGUUUUAUUUUAUGCAUACAUUCUUAAUUGAAGCAAUAUAUGUGAACAUGGUU
Molecule: messenger RNA, 5662 nt
Organism: Dreissena polymorpha
Lineage: Eukaryota; Metazoa; Mollusca; Bivalvia; Myida; Dreissenidae
Exons: 3
Coding region: 123-644 (173 amino acids)
Source: RefSeq, a predicted model, not a curated record